AUGGGGGCUGAUAGCUUGCGGGAUGCCGACCCACAGAGGCUCAGCAAGCAGACCCUUUACACUGGGCCAGUGCUAAAAUUCCAGUUUUGCAUCUCCGGAGGGUACAGCAAGGUGUUCCAGGAGUACUCCCGGUCCAUCAGCCAGUUGUACCUGGACAUCCACAUAGAAGGAGACAAUUACCCUCCACACAACCAUCAACAAGUAAGUGGACACAUCAUUGCCUUCAAACUUCUUGCCAUUGCCCUGGUUGUCAGUGGACAAAAUCCCUUCCCUAUGCUUGGACUGGAUACUCCCAGAGUAUGGACAUGGAGUCAAGAAAAUAAGAUAUUCUCGUGCCUUAUGACAUUCUUUCUCAGUAACAUGUUGGAGACCCACUUCUUGUCCACCGGUGCAUUUGAAAUCACACUAAAUGACAUACCAAUCUGGUCCAAGCUGCAGUUAGGAUACGUACCCAACAUCCAGGAGGAAAGACAGAGCCUGACCUUCCACCCGGACCUGACCUUCCACCCGUACCUGGCCCACCACCGGAGGCCCAGGAGGAGUGGAGAUAUCCUGUUCGACAGCGAAGGGCACCUCAAAAGCUUGACCUGUGAGUUGAGCUGUUUCAGGAGGUAA
This is a messenger RNA of Coregonus clupeaformis (lake whitefish), 615 nucleotides long. RefSeq names its product selenoprotein T2-like. Gene Ontology annotation, cellular component: endoplasmic reticulum membrane. The transcript is spliced from 6 exons. The record is from RefSeq and is a predicted model, not a curated record. Gene Ontology annotation, molecular function: thioredoxin-disulfide reductase (NADPH) activity. The coding region runs from base 1 to 615 and encodes 204 amino acids. NCBI's taxonomy places the organism in Eukaryota, Metazoa, Chordata, Actinopteri, Salmoniformes, Salmonidae. Gene Ontology annotation, biological process: cell redox homeostasis.